UGCAUUUCUUUAUUCUGUAACUUCCUUUUCUGCUGUUCUAUGGCGUUCGAAUUUUGUGUUUUUUGGUCGACUUUUUGCGUUCAAAUUCAUGUGUCUGCUUUACUUUUGCGUUUUUGAAUUUUAAUUUCUGUUUAAUAUGUGGAUGUUUCCAGUAUAAAUGUGAAUUUAUGUUAGAUGUAUAUGUUGUACUAUUGAAUAGAAUAAAGCGAGGAAAGAAAAAUGGCAGGAGAUGCAGAUUUUGAAUCUACUUUGCAACUAGUAAUGAGACAAAUAUAUACUUCAUGUGAUGUUGACAAUACAAAUCGUGCACCAAUUUCUCAAUUGAUUGAGUUCAUAAAACCACACAUGCUAGGAGAUCUAUCUGCUCUUGAUCAUUUGAAGUACCUUCUUGAGUUUAACAAUGAAGAUGGAUACAUAAGUAGUGAAGUAUUCUAUAGUGUGAUGACACAAUGGGCUAAAAAAGUUGCAAAUAGUGACCAUGAGGAUUUCAAUGACAUAUCACCAAAUAACUUGGAUACCAUAGAUGAAAAGCAUUUACCAUAUACUCAAUCCACACCAAGAGCCAGCUUUGGGCAGAAAUUGUUAAGCUCUGAAUGUCUCCUCAAUAUAUCUGGAGCUUCAGCAAAUUUAUCAGUUAUCCAAUCAAAAGACACAAAUACAGUUGGAAAGACUACAUUUGAAGAUCAAAUAAAUCGUUUAGAGUAUCAGCUGAAUAAGUGUACAAAUGAAUUGGAAAUGGUGAAAUUGCAACUUGCUGCUUCUGAGGAGCAUAAUGAGAAUUUGCAGGCAGAUUUAGAGAGGUGUAAGACUAGAUUGAUGAGCGAACAACAGGUUAAUGAACAUCUCCAAAAGAACAAAGCAUACUGUGAGGAACUGAAGGAUGAGAUCUGCCAAAGCAAAAAAGAAAUUGAAUCUCUAAGGACAAAAUUGCAGCAGUGCGAGAAAGACAGAAACUAUAUGUCAACGUAUGUUAAGGACCUAGAACAGGAGAUUGGUAAGUUGGAAAAUCGUUGUAAGCAGUAUGUCGAAAAUGAGCAAAGAGUUAAAAGUGAGUUAUGUGACAUAAGAGCUGAAUUAGAUAAUAAUGAACAGAAAAUGAUUGAGCUGAAUAAAGCAAAUGAGGGUUUGAAAGCUGAGCUUAACAUGAACAAAACGAAGAUCAUCGAUUUGACUUCUGAAAACAAUGAACUGCUGGACUAUCGAACUCACAACCUGGAGAAGACCUCGGCACGUCGCUUCUCGUCGUCCACAGCGUACGCUCCCCGAUUCUCGGACUCAUUUCGAGGUACUGUCCCGAUUUAUUCCUCCGUCAAAUCCUUAAGUGACAUCAGUUUCGAUGAGAAACCCUCCCCGGUGUCCCCGAUCACUCCCGCAUGCCUUGAUUCGACCCCCCAUCGCAAGAGUGCCCGUGUUCAUACAGCUCGCAGGUCUUUCGAUGUCGGGGGCCCCAAAGUAGCAACCAAUCAGACAGCGCCGUUGCCGUUGGGUCGGCCGACGAGUUGUCUGCUGGUGAGAUCGGCAUCUGAAUGUUCUAAUCUUGUUCAAGAUAUCGGAAGCGAAGAGGAAUUGUCGUUCGGAUACCAGACGAACGUGUCGCUGCUGUCGCCGUGCAUGUCUUUGCAAGCUGAGCUUUCGCAGGUGAACUUUCCUAUAGACGAAGCGACUAGAGAAUACAUUGAGAGCUUAAAAUCGGAAAAUCGUGCUUUGAAGACAAAAUUUGAAGAACUGACCAAAGAGACUGAUCAUUUGUAUAAAGAGAUAUCUAAGCUAGAAGAGAACAUUGAACAACUAGAAAAAGCAGUGAAGAAAUCAGAACUAGAUAGGGAUGAACUUGAGAAGCGUUACAAGAACACAAACGGAAACUCAGAAAAUGCUUUAGUUGCUGAAAUCCAGAACAAGCUUGCAAAGUUGCAAGACGAAUAUGCUGAGCUCCAAAGGAAAUACGCUUCCAAGGAGCUGGAAGUUGAAGAACAUAACAAGAAGUUUAAUUUCGAAGUGGCGUACAAGAACGCACAGAAAGAGCUGAACGAAAAAUGCCAGAUGCUUGCUAAUUUACAGAAAGAAACCAACGAUUAUAAAAGCACGAUUUGCAAAUUGACAACCGACAAUAGAUCGCUGGAGACGGCUAUGGAGGAGCUGAACAAGAAGUUGAAAAAGGCGGAAGACGUUUCGUAUCUGAAUAAGAACAUCGAAGAUGUGGCCAGCCAGGUUCAAACGCACAUUGACAGGAAGAACGAAGUUAUGGGUGAAUUGGCUAAACAAACUGAAACCCUGCGGGAUAGUAUCAAGGUGCUUGAGGAUAAAUUACGCGAUAAGGACAAUGAGGUUGAAAAUCUUGAAAAGAUUUUGAAAAGCCAAGAAAACAUCAAAAAUAUUAUGUGGAGAGACAAUAGUGAUCUUCGAAAGCAAAUUGAAGUGUUAACUGUGGAGAAGCAAAAAUUGACUGAAGAAGUUCAUGACCUGACAAUAUGCAGUGAAACUAUCAACAAUGAAGUAACAAGCUUCCAUGAGAGCACACAGAUGUUAUGUGACAAGAUCGCAAAUUUGACUGAUGAGAAUAAAAAGCUUGAAGAUCGAGUAAUGGAGAUAUAAUUCAACGAAACACAAGUAUAGACCUUCAACUUUCAAUUACCGACAAGCU
Acanthoscelides obtectus is the source of this 2641-nucleotide messenger RNA. The record is from the annotation of a GenBank genome assembly. Lineage: Eukaryota; Metazoa; Arthropoda; Insecta; Coleoptera; Chrysomelidae.